UUGUCAUCAGUAAUUCGACCUCUGGCUUCUCAGCUUCACCGCCAGCUCUUCAGACACACAGGGAGGAGUCAGCGGCUGACCCCAGUCCGCGGUUGUAAUCUGACGGCGUGCUCCAGCAGAUAUGUGCUGUCGCGAAGGUCAGCUGACUUUGGGCGAGAGGCUUGCUACACCCUGGCCAGCCAAUCACACUCGCAUUCCUACCUAUAUGGACAAUUAAGAGUCUCCAAUUAACCCAACAUGUACAGAGAUGCCCAAGGGGAGAUUCGAACCUAAAUCUGCACAAGUUAUUGUUACGUCACAAUUUCUCCACCAUCACAUGGUCUACAUUGACAGCCACCGACAGGCUGCAACAUUCAAAUGUCCUGUGCGCAAUGUUAAGCGCUCAGGAGGCGAACUAUGCAAACUGCUCUGAGUGGGAUAGCCAGUUUUUCACCACACCCAAUACAGUACCGGGAACUGGAUUUUCCUGUUAUAUAAAGCCAACCUUAAGCAUGUACUGUAUGCACACCCAUAUUGAAGACUUGUGAGUCAUGGAGAAAUCAUGCAUACUGCACCUCCCUUGAACGUGUUCCUUCUGGCUAAUGAUUGCUAAGAGUAUAGCAUAAAUGGUACAGCCUGGGUUUGUCAUUUACUGAAAGUGGUAUAAGGGCUUGUCACUGGGGUAGUGCCCUCAAGGAUGAACUGCUUUUAGUUUGGAGCCUAUUUGCACGUUCUUUGUUACAACUGUACAAGAGCUCAUAAUGGUCCAAAAGUGUUUUUUUUUCCCCCCAGCCUCAUGCAACGAGUGAUGUACAUUCUAUUUAUCUAUAAUUGAUUACACCUUUAGACAUUUUCUUGAACAUACAAUGGAACCUCGGUUAGCAUACAUCCUGGUUAGUGUGAGUUUUGGUUAACCUUGAACAUUUCUGCCAAAUUUUUGCCUCGUUGUUCGUGCAUUUCUCAGUUACUGUACAGCACGGCGCGCAUCUUGUUAUGUUAUUAAUACACUGCACGAGUCCAACUGUGUUCUCACAAAAAGGCCCUGUCAGCAGCCUUUUAGCUUGCCAAUAACAUGGGAUUGAAGUCAUGAAAGCUUAACAUGAAGGAAAGAUGACUACCAACAAUACACUUCCGGCCUUCACAAUGAAAGCGCUUCGCGUUACAUUCUGUCUGACUGCACCGAACAAAAGUCUGACAAAAAAGGAACAUCAUCAAAUUAAAACCAGAAAAUAAAUACAGAGUCACCAUUGGUACGAGCCUGGAGUUUGUUUCCCAGCGAAAAGAUUAUCACAUCGUUGUUUGAAGUGGGUGGCAGGCAGUGUGCUAGCAUGAAUUAACCUGACACUGAACAAAAUACGAACACUAACGCUCAACACAGACACAAAAACGUCAAAGCUCACCUUUAUGCAUUCACACACAGCGUCAGCAUUUGUGGCAGAAGUUAUGUGAAAUUCUCACCUUGACUCAGAGCACACAACUGUGGUGCGUUCAAGGACCGCUCAGUGAACCAUGAAACAAAAAAAACAUGCAAAAGCUAUGGGCUUUUAACAGUAUGUUAUUUUCCAAUAAAAUAACAGCCCUUAUUUCAAAAUGGAUAUGCAUUUACAUAUCAUUUGAUGUAGUGAUUUACAAAAACAUGUCUUUCAAUACUCCAAGCAAGAGUCUUGCCCAGUUAACUUUUAACUUCCAGUUUUUUAAAUGGACUGUCUGCAAUUGGUUCUCCGAAAAAUGUGAAUGUGCUGCAAGCAUUAUAUCUCGCCGUCCUCCUGCUUUGAGUACUUAAAGUACGCCGCGUGUAACACAUGCAUGCUGAGGAUAGCAAAGUUUAGCUACUCACGUUAGCUAUCAAUGACUGUAUAGCCUACUGCAACAACAUCAUGAGUGUUUCGUGACUAUUGGUAACAUAUGCCAGCUGGUGGCGCUGUUCGUAUAUUUUUUGGUUGACAAAAAAUGUGUCUUUUGCUGUGUUCUGGAGUUCAUACUGUUCCAACUAAGUUAGGAACAAUGUAUUCAGUGUUUGGGGUUUUUCAAUAAGGACGAUUCUGUGAUGCAGACAAGAACGGACUCCCACCAGACAACCACCAGCUGAAUGGGCAGGAAAGGCUUUGCAAGCAUUUAAUUUGCACCGUUGCAAUAACAGAAUUAGGCAGCCAACUACCACAGGAGUAGUCGAGAAAGGCUUAAGGAGAUGAAGGUCAUCUCCCAGUCAGACCUGUUCCCAGCGGAAACCAUAAGUCAUGUGCUGGAUAAUUGUGGAUGAGGACAAACUGUUGUUUCUGAAACCUUGGCAGUUACACUUGUAUGAUUGUCUCCUCUUUUGAUGCUUACUCUGUCAUGGUGAGGACAGUAAGACAUAUACUUCCUUCUGAGCUUUUUAACUUGUUUUCUAUGGAUUUCAACAGAUGAGGUACUCAGUAGAAAGCAGAGUUUCAUGUAAUUAGAAGUCAGGUCCUUUGACGGACUUUGGCCUCAGCAGGCUUUUCGACCAGCCAGAGGUCCUGGUCUGAUUCGCUCCCUGUGGAGGGGUGCUGGGGGAGUGCCAGGACAUUCCGUAGGUCACUUUCUGUACAGCCGGCCCACUUCUCUGUUGUUUAGUCAUUUCCUUUAAGGGUGAAAAGUAGGACUAGAAGGAAGUCGAAAUAGUCAGCCUCUACUUUCACAUUCAGGUCUUUCAGGCAGCUCAAGAGUGGUGUCUUAUCUUUGUCAGUGUCAUUUUUCAAAGUAGCAUACUUGGAUUUUUUAAAAAUUCAAAAUGGACUGUUUCACAAUGCAGGAAGCAGCUGAAUACAACAUGAAAAUGCACCCCAUGUGGCAAGGACCCCUUGCGGUUCCAGGAGGUGAUCGCCAGUCUCCGAUUGAUAUCGUUGUGCGCAAGAGUGUCUUUGAUGCUCAGCUGAAACCUUUGGUCACUGUCUAUGACCCAGCGACUUGCCAGCAAAUCUGGAACAAUGGUUACUCCUUCCUGGUUGAAUAUGAUGACACUACAGAUAGGUCCACACUGAAAGGGGGGCCCUUGCAAGACAAAUUUAGGCUGUGUCAGUUCCACUUCCACUGGGGUGAGUGCAAUGCUUGGGGGUCGGAGCACACCGUGGACAGGAGGUUAUUUCCUGCAGAGCUUCACCUGGUCCACUGGAACUCGGACAAGUACAGCCUGUUUGAGGAGGCAGUGAUGGAGGACAAUGGGCUCGCUGUUAUUGGAGUCUUUCUUAAGGUGGGGAAGAGACACGAUGGCCUACAGAAACUGGUAGAUGCUCUGCCUGCAAUCCGACACAAGGGCAGUGUGGUAGAGUUUACUAAAUUUGACGCUGGCUGUCUGUUACCCGCCAACACUGAUGAUUACUGGACAUACCAUGGCUCUCUUACAACCCCUCCCCUGACAGAGUCUGUCACCUGGAUCGUUAUGAAGCAGCACAUAGAAGUUAGCCACGACCAGCUGGCUGUCUUCAGGAGCCUUCUGUUCACCUCUGCUGAGGAGGAGAUCCAGAAGAGCAUGGUGAACAACUUCCGUGUGCAACAGCCUCUGCGGGGUCGCACCGUGCGCUCCUCAUUCAGUCCAUUCCUGAAGGAGGCGCCGUCUGACCAAGGCGACAGCACACCCACUGAUCCCACCAAACGCAGUACUUGUUUUAUCUCUCACACGAAAACAUAGUCUCUCAAACAUACAUAUUUUGCAGUACAAUUUCCUCUUUCGCUGACAAACAGUACUUGGAAGCAGUGGGUAAGCUUUUGUUUUAUGGUAGUUUUGAUAAAUGACAUUUACCUUUUCACUACUGGUUUUGACAAACUGAUCAUUUAAAGGGGUGGUUCCUGGUAAAUAGUUUUAAAGUUGUUUGUUCAGAGAAAAUGUAUUUAUUUUUAAGUUGCUUUGACAUUUAAUUCAGUUGACUUUGAAGCGUUUUUAUCAAUCCGCAGCUGACAGUGAACAAUGGAGCUGCUAGUGGAGACUCAACAGCACUAUGUGCUGGUCACAGUUGGUACUGCAGUGGCACUUACAGUAAACAGUACGUAUCAAGUUUUUUUUUUUUUUUUUUUUUUAGUUUUUAAAACAAUUUCUUUACUUGAUAGGCUUGAAGGCACUUAUUUUUUUCUCUAUUUUACUGUACAUAGUACAUUUGACCUUUUAUACUGACAGUCUUUGCUUUUGUGUUGUCUGUGACAAGCAUCCCUACACACGAGCUUUCAAGUACAGGUACAUACGAUUAACUAAUUGGAACACUCUCAUGCAUACAAUCAUGCCAGAUGUGUUGGUAUGUCAUACAUUGUGUGUACAUAUUCAUUUCGAGUAAGGUAACUGGAACAGUGCCUUCAAUUCUUUUUAACAUAGUUCCACAGUUGAAUCGAUUGCCCUUCUAUUGUGAGGUCAUUGGAAACAAAGUUUGGUCUCAUGAAGCGUUUUCCACACAAAGAGUUACAUCUUAUACGUCUACCUUAGCUGCACAGCCCGCCGUAGCCAAUGUGGCGCCCCGCAGCAUCAGCAAUUUACUGACGCUUACACAAGAAAUCGAAUAGUGUUUUUACUGUUUUAUGAGACAAUGUGUUAACCAGUUAAAAUGCUUAACAAAUUACAAAUACAAAAAAAAAUCUGAAAUACAAGUCCUGUAAAUAAGUCAGUAAUGGUCAUAAAUGAUGAAUCCAGUAGCCAACUUCAAACUGUUUAAAUGAUCACACAGUUUGCACACAACUCAAAUACAUGAGCUACAUUUACACUAUGCAAUAAGUAUAUACAAAACUAAAUAAUAUAUACAAAACCUAAUAUAAUGCAAAACUAUGCACAAAAAGACUUAUCAUUUGUAGUAAUAUUAAAUGUGCAAUGCUUUACGUUGUUCAAUGUGAGCUUAUCCAUUUUAAGAGUAAAUAGUAAUAACUAGUUUUAAUAUAAUUAUAUUGAAGCUUUUUUUUUUUUUAAAUUUUGUGGCACCCUGAGCGUUUGCCUUUACUGAACAGGGUUCCUACGCAAGUAUGGAACAGUAUGGAAUUUGAUUUAAUACAUUUCCAGGUCUGGAAACUCAAGUAUGGAAAAAAUAUUCAUGUUUACAAGACUGUUACCACUGUUCUGUUUUCUAAAAGAUAAAAUUAUGUUUAA
Molecule: messenger RNA, 5062 nt
Organism: Dunckerocampus dactyliophorus (ringed pipefish)
Lineage: Eukaryota; Metazoa; Chordata; Actinopteri; Syngnathiformes; Syngnathidae
Gene: ca5a
Product: carbonic anhydrase Va
Exons: 8
Coding region: 2732-3628 (298 amino acids)
Cellular component (GO): cytoplasm; mitochondrion
Molecular function (GO): carbonate dehydratase activity; zinc ion binding
Source: RefSeq, a predicted model, not a curated record